Molecule: messenger RNA, 945 nt
Organism: Nicrophorus vespilloides
Lineage: Eukaryota; Metazoa; Arthropoda; Insecta; Coleoptera; Silphidae
Product: protein takeout-like
Exons: 6
Coding region: 68-808 (246 amino acids)
Source: RefSeq, a predicted model, not a curated record
GCAGAAUCCAUCAAAGUCAAUAAGAAGGCUAUAUAUAUUAUUUAAACAUCAGAAAACAGCAAACAAAAUGAACAAGCUUGUGGUCAAUUGUGUACUUUUUGCGUUCCUCGUAUUGGAUAUUGAAGCUUUACAUUUGCCGAGUUACCUAACGGCAUGCUCAAAGAAUGAUCCCAAAUUCACCGAAUGUGCAACUAAAAGUGCAAAUGCUGCAAUGAAAGUUAUAUCAAUUGGUGAUCCAACAUUUAAAGUGCCUCCUUUGAAGGAGUUUAAACUGAAUGAAGUUUUUAUUGAUAAUGGUGAAACUCUGAAAAUUAAGUUCACAGAUGUCAUCAUAUCAGGAUUAGAAAACUUGGCUUCUAGCUCCGUCAAUUUUGAUUUCGAGAAAAAACAUGUUCGCUUCAUCACUGAGACUCCAUUAAUGCAAUUGGAUGGACAUUAUGACAUCAGUGGAAGAAUUUUGGUUUUACCAAUUUCUGGAAAUGGAACAUCACAAAUUAAGUUUGAUGGCUGCCAUUUUAUAUAUGAUUUUGAUUACGAUUUGGUGGACAUCGAAGGAAAACAAUAUGCACAGUUGAAAAAUGACAACAUCGAAUUUACACCUAAGAAGAUUCAUUUCGAUUUCAAAAACUUGUUCAAUGGAAAUGUACAAUUUGGAACCGAAAUGAAUAAAGUUUUGAACGAAAAUUGGGAAGAAGUUGGUAAGGAAGUGUCUCCAGCUAUAAACAAAACGAUCAAAACCAUAAUUACUUCAGUUUUCAAUAAGUUCUUAAGUAAAAUACCUUUUGAUGAAUUAGUAAAAGACAACUAAAAAUAACUUACAGUAGUUUAGAAUUAUAUAAUAUGAGAAUUAUAGUAAUUAUAUUAUAUGGUGUAAAUUGGAAUACUUACCUGUAUUUAUAGGCGGUAUCUGGCGAAAUUGUGCGUGACAAAAGCUAUGUGAAGGGA